Messenger RNA from Phlebotomus argentipes, 1892 nucleotides. RefSeq names its product photoreceptor-specific nuclear receptor (gene Hr51). Gene Ontology annotation, biological process: positive regulation of transcription by RNA polymerase II; anatomical structure development; cell differentiation. The record is from RefSeq and is a predicted model, not a curated record. NCBI's taxonomy places the organism in Eukaryota, Metazoa, Arthropoda, Insecta, Diptera, Psychodidae. The coding region runs from base 1 to 1842 and encodes 613 amino acids. The transcript has 8 exons. Gene Ontology annotation, molecular function: nuclear receptor activity; zinc ion binding; RNA polymerase II cis-regulatory region sequence-specific DNA binding.
AUGACUCUCAGCCACAAGUAUCAAACUAGUUCACAAUUUAAUUCAACCAUCCCCAUUCUGAGCCACGCACGGGCACAGCAGAGCGCCAGGCAGACGCCUCAGAAUGGGCACAGCAUCACUCUCGUUGCACCCCCUGCGCCCCCGCCGCCCGCCCGUCCGCCACCCACUUUGCCGGGGCAGAGCAAACACACAGAAAGUGAACACCAUGUGCGGAAACCCCUAAAGCCAGAGAAUCACCGUGGAAACUCGCCGGGAUCCUGCUUCCCGACGCCACCCAAUCACUUGAUGCCAUGGCAUCCGCCGCCCAAUGGGAAUGCCGCCGGAAACGGUGGCGGAAAUGGCGGCGGAGCCAUUCACGACGGCAACGGAAACACCGUGAUGCCCGGCAAUGGGCGCAAGGUGCAGAACAUGAGUCUCGUGUGCGUGGUUUGCGGAGACACGAGCUCAGGGAAGCACUACGGCAUCCUGGCGUGCAACGGAUGCUCGGGCUUCUUCAAGCGCAGCGUCCGACGGAAACUCAUCUACAGAUGCCAAGCAGGCACAGGACGCUGUGUCGUGGACAAGGCGCAUCGGAAUCAAUGCCAAGCUUGCCGGUUGAAAAAGUGCCUCCAAAUGGGCAUGAACAAAGACGCCGUGCAGAAUGAGCGUCAGCCACGAAACACCGCCACAAUUCGUCCGGAGGCUCUGCGUGACAUGGAACAAGGACAUGCCCUGCGCGAGGCAGCGGUUGCAGUGGGGGUUUUCAGUCCUCCCGUGUCGCUGCUGCCUUCCAAUCGAUACGGCCCGGGACUUCUCACUCCUCCAGCGCUCAAUGCUGUUCCCGUGAGCACUCUGUUCCAGAAUCCAUCGUCAUUCCCUCUGAGCAACAGCAUUGGCCACCACGGAUCUCCGCUGGGGACUUCAGGCGGCGCCCUGGGCAGUGUGGGCGUCAUGAGAACGGGCAGCAGUAACAGCAAUCACGAGAGUGUUUGUCCGUUGAAUGCUUCGACGACGUCCAGCAACAAUUCUCAGCCGCCGGCGUCGCCGCCGCUCAGCAACUCGACCAAGGAGGCCGGCAGAGUGGAUAACUGCGUGAAGGCGGCUCCAGAGUCCGCCAAGAGCAUGUCUUCAGUGGGAUCUUGCAGUCCCAUUCCCUCAAAUGACAACGAUGAGGACUCCAUUGAUGUCACGAAUGACGAGGAGACUGACCGCUCGCCCACGGGCCCCAUGCAUUGCCUGAUGCCCCCAAAAUUCUACGGUCAUCCACAGGAGACCAUCUUCGAGACGAGCGCUCGGCUGCUCUUCAUGGCCGUGAAGUGGGCCAAGAAUCUGCCCAGCUUCGCCAGUCUGCCGUUCCGCGAUCAGGUGAUCCUACUGGAGGAGUCGUGGGCGGAACUGUUCCUGCUCAACUCCAUCCAGUGGUGUAUGCCUCUGGACACGGCCAGCUGCUCUCUUUUCUCCUCCGCCGAGCACUGCGCCAAUCUCUCCAAUCCGGGCGUGAUGAAGCAGACGCAGGUGGCGCAGGACGUGCGUACGCUGCACGACACGCUGUGUCGCUUCAAGUCUGUGCUCGUGGAUCCGGCGGAGUUCGCCUGUCUCAAGGCGAUCGUGCUGUUUCGCUCGGAGACGCGCGGCCUGAAGGAUCCGGCGCAGAUUGAGAAUCUGCAGGAUCAGGCGCAAGUGAUGCUGGCGCAGCACUGCCGCAGCCAAUUUCCCGGCCAGAUUGCGCGCUUCGGCAGGCUGCUUCUCAUGCUGCCACUCCUCCGGACCGUUCACUCGCACAAGAUCGAGUCGCUGUACUUCCAGCGCACCAUCGGCAACACACCCAUGGAGAAGGUGCUCUGUGAUAUGUACAAGAACUAGGGGAGGAUCGCUGUAAUUGUGUCUGUGUCUCAGUAAAACUCGUGGAAAUC